AUGCUUAUCAGAAAAGUUAGUUCAAAUUCGAAGGACAUAAGGUUCUUGGUCAAAGGUAAGGAGGUCUGCUGGGGCAUGAAGGAUUAUGCAUUGGUGACAGGCCUCAACUUUGGCAGAUUUCCUUUGGUGGAGGAGGUUGAAGAAUGUCCACCCCUUAUCCUCAAAUAUUUUAAGGGUAAAAAGGAUGUUAGACUGAAAGAGCUUGAAGACAUUUUCAUCGGAUGCUCUGAUAAGGAGGAUUCAUGGAAGAUGGGGCUCAUAUUUCUCAUUUACCAGUAUCUGUUCGCAUCUGAUAACAGGAGGAAGAUAAGUUUGAGAAUAUUUUACAUGGUGGAAGACAUGGAGAUGUUCCUCCAAUUUCCAUGGGGAAAGACACUGGAAGAUGAUCUUACAAGCCCAAGGAUAGUGCUCUAUAAAUCUUUUAGGAGUUAUACCGGACCUGAGGUAUCCACAGCCAUCCAGGAGUGCACUGUUCGAAGAAAAAUUCAUGAGUCUGCGGAGGAGAAGCGGAUGAAGAGAAAGAUUGAAGUUUUUGAAGAAGAAGAAAAACAUGAAAGGACUCCCAAACCGCCGACCAAGAAGAGUAGACAUAUUAGUCCCAAGGUCCCCGAAGUUAGUGAUGAAACUAGCCAAGAAAGCUCCUCUCAUUCAAUCCCUUCUGCGACGACUCAUAUUCCAACUGAAGACAAAUCUACAUCUUGUGCACCAAAUCGAGUGUCUCAAGACUUAACUGCCAAACUUGAUGUGCUGACAAAUGUUGUGAAUGAGAUUAAAAAGUAUGUGAAUGAGAUUAAAAGUGAAAUCAAGCUCAUGAAGGGGAAUCAACAACUUAUAAUCACAUUAUUGGGGCAAAGAAAUGAACAAAAGAAUGGUGGAGGAGAAGAAAAAGAAGAGGCAUGUACUGCUGCAAUUGAUACUGAGAAGAGGACGACAAAGAGGAAGAAUAAUGAUCUUGCACUUGUUGAGAAUAGGACGAAGAGGAAGAAUGAUAAUGUUGAUAAUGAGAAUAGGACGAAGAAGAAGAAUGAUGAGUUGAUGAACUCUAAGAGGAAGAAUGACGAGAAGAUGAAGAAGAGUAAGGAGGAGGGUGAUGAUGAGAUUACAAGAAAGAUGAAUGAGAGGAAGGAGAGGCGAGAGAGGCUGGCGAUUUUGUCCAAGAAAAGGAUUGCUGAUGAGUUGGCCAAGAAGAUGAAUGCUGAUAAGUUGGCCAAGAAGAGGAAGGCUGAGAAGAGGAAUUCGAAAAAGAAUGAUGAUUUGCGCCCGACGCCAAAAACCUCUCGCAAAUUGAGUUUUGAUGGCCUAGAGGAGAAGAAUGAUGAUGUGCAUGAGAACAAGGAGGUGGUGGAGAACAAGGAGAAGGAGGAGAAUAAGGAGGUGGAGGAGAACAAGGAUAAGGAGGUGGAGGUAGAGGAGAAUAAGGAGGUGGAGGAGAACAAGGAGAAGGAGGUGGAAGUGGAGGUGGAGAAGGAGAAGGAGAAGGAGUUGAAGGAUGUGGAUGAGGAUAAGAAUAAGGAGAAGGAGGUGCUGAAGGAGGAGAACAAAGAGGUGGAGGUGGAAGCUGAGAAGAAUGACAAGGAAGAAGAUUUGCCCCAUGUUCCAAAGGAGAAGAAAGAGGAGGUGGAAAAAGAGAUUGUGAAGGAGGUGAUUGUGGAGACUGAGGAGGAAAAGAAGAAGAAGGAGAAGAAUAAGGAGAAGGAGAAGGAGGUGAAACAAUUGACUCCAUCACAAUUUGUUGGUAAAAGUUUUCGGAGAAAGAAGAAGUCGAAACAAUUGGGGGAAUACACCGACCCUGGUGGGAAAGGGUUUAAACUAAAUGAUCCGGUUAAGGUUAAUCCUUUGUUACGAAUUGACGAGGAAAAAAUGAAGGAGUUGAAGAAAUGGUUAAAGAGUGAUGGAAAGGAUUUCAAGGAGUUGACGGUUUGCUCUGCAGAUCGUUCUUUUUUCAACAGAUUGCUCAAGCCUCAAGAAUGGUUACACGAUACGGAGAUAGAUGAAAUCUGUCAUCUACUGAAACGAAGGGUUGCGGAAUUCCCUAAGACAUAUCCAAGAAAUUUCUCAAUUGCUGACUCCAAACUCUCUCAAAAGAUGAAUAAUCGCUAUGAUAUGUUUACCCUGAAUCCUGCAGGCUACAAAUUCGACGAUCUCAUGGAAUACGUAUUUGGUGAAGGAAGUAAUCCUUGGAAUAUUGUUAAUAUGAUAUAUAAUAUGUUCCCAAAGGAUGAAUAUGACGACUUCUUGAAACCAAUGUGUGUAAUGGUGCCGUACUUGCUUGAACAGGGGUUCACCACGGGCGAUAAGCAAAGGUUUCCACAGAUCAAAUUGGAUGCGAUGCCAUAUUCCAUAAUACCACACCCAAUAGUCCCAAAGACAACCAAAAGUGGGGACUGUGGGGUUUUUACUAUUAUGCAUUUGGAAUACCUUACUGCCUCAUUGGAUAUAUCAAAUGUGAUGUUGGUCGGUUGGUCUCGUCGCGGGGUCUUAGUUGGGUCUCAGGUAUCGUCGUUGGGUCUUAGCGGAGCUGUGUCGUUGGCGGUGGCGGCGGUGGUAGUUGGGUCUCCCUUGGAGUUCGGUGACUGGCAGUUGGGGGAAGGGAGGGUGGUGGGGUCGCGGUGGAAAGGAAACGGGAGAAGAGAAAGGUGA
Molecule: messenger RNA, 2640 nt
Organism: Impatiens glandulifera
Lineage: Eukaryota; Viridiplantae; Streptophyta; Magnoliopsida; Ericales; Balsaminaceae
Product: cingulin-like
Exons: 9
Coding region: 1-2640 (879 amino acids)
Biological process (GO): proteolysis
Molecular function (GO): cysteine-type peptidase activity
Source: RefSeq, a predicted model, not a curated record